ACUGUUCAUGCUGCUGUCACAUCCAGCAGAUGAAGUCCUCUACAUUUCUCUUCAAAACAUUUGGGACUUUUCACAAAAUCAUAGAAAAUUUACCUUUUUUCUCCUGGGAGCUAAAGAUAUUUUAGAGAACAGUUACACUUUUAUUUCUGCUGUAGAACAUUUUCUAGCAAUAAGAGCCAUGCAAAUAGAACUCUCUAGCUGCUUCUUUCUGUGCCUUUUACAAUUCAGCUUUAGUGCCAUCCGAAGAUAUUACCUGGGUGCUGUGGAACUCUCCUGGGAUUAUAUGAAAAGUGACCUGCUCAGUGAGCUGCAUGUUGACACAAGAUUUCCUCCUAGAACACAAAGAUCUUUUCCGUUCAAUACCUCGGUCAUGUAUAAAAAGACUGUGUUUGUAGAGUUCACGGAUCACCUUUUCAACAUUGCCAAGCCCAGGCCACCCUGGAUGGGUCUGCUGGGUCCGACCAUCCAGGCUGAGGUUUAUGACACAGUGGUUAUUACACUUAACAACAUGGCUACUCAUCCUGUCAGUCUUCAUGCUGUUGGUGUAUCUUACUGGAAAGCUUCUGAGGGAGCUGAAUAUGAUGAUCAGACUAGCCAAAGGGAGAAAGAAGAUGAUAAAGUCUUUCCUGGCGAGAGGCAUACCUAUGUAUGGCAGGUCUUGAAAGAGAAUGGUCCAAUGGCCUCUGAUCCACCAUGUCUCACCUACUCAUAUCUUUCUCAUGUGGAUCUGGUAAAAGACCUGAAUUCAGGCCUCAUUGGAGCUCUGCUGGUAUGUAGAGAAGGGAGUUUGGCCAAAGAAAGAACACAGAUGUUGCACCAAUUUGUACUGCUUUUUGCUGUAUUUGAUGAAGGGAAGAGCUGGCACUCAGAAACAAAGGGCCCCUUGACACAGGAUAUGGAUUCUCCACCUGCUGGGCCCUUGCCUAGAAUGCACACAGUCAAUGGCUACGUAAACAGGUCUCUUCCAGAUGGCAUGGAAGCUUACAUCAAAGUAGACAGCUGCCCAGAGGAACCUGAACUACGGAUGAAAAAUAACAAAGAGGAAGAAGAAUAUGAUGAGUAUCUUGAUUCUGAAAUGGAUGUGUUCAGGUUUGAUGAUGCCAAUUCUUCUUCCUUGAUCCAAAUUCGCUCCGUUGCCAAGAAGCAUCCUAAAACUUGGAUACAUUAUAUUGCUGCUGAGGAGGAGGACUGGGACUAUGCCCCAUCAGUCCUCACCUCCAAUGACACAAGUUAUAAAAGUCAAUAUUUGAAUAAUGGUCCUCAGCGGAUUGGUAGGAAGUACAAAAAAGUCCGAUUUGUGGCAUACACAGAUAAAACGUUUAAGACUCGUGAAACUAUUCAGUAUGAAUCAGGAAUCUUGGGACCUUUACUUUAUGGGGAAGUUGGAGACACACUAUUGAUUAUAUUUAAGAAUCAAGCAAGCCGGCCAUAUAACAUCUACCCUCAUGGAAUCACUGAUGUCAGUCCUUUAUACUCAGGGAGAUUGCCAAAAGGUGUAAAACAUUUGAAGGAUUUGCCAAUACUGCCAGGAGAAAUAUUCAAGUAUAAAUGGACAAUAACUGUAGAAGAUGGGCCAACUAAAUCAGAUCCUCGAUGCCUGACCCGAUAUUACUCUAGUUUCAUUAAUCUGGAGAGAGAUCUAGCUUCUGGGCUCAUUGGCCCUCUUCUCAUCUGCUACAAAGAAUCUGUAGAUCAAAGAGGAAACCAGAUGAUGUCAGAUAAAAGAAAUGUCAUCCUGUUUUCUGUAUUUGAUGAGAACCAAAGCUGGUACCUCACAGAGAAUAUGCAGCGCUUUCUCCCCAAUGCAGUAGAAGUACAGCUCCAGGAUCCAGAAUUCCAAGCCUCCAAUGUCAUGCACAGUAUCAAUGGCUAUGUUUUUGAUAGCUUGCAGUUGUCAGUUUGUUUGCAUGAGGUGGCAUAUUGGUACAUUCUAAGUGUUGGAGCACAGACCAACUUCUUAUCUGUCUUCUUCUCUGGAUAUACCUUCAAACACAAAAUGGUUUAUGAAGACACACUUACUCUAUUCCCAUUCUCAGGAGAAACUGUCUUCAUGUCGAUGGAAAACCCAGGUCUGUGGGUUCUGGGAUGCCACAACUCAGACUUUCGAAACAGAGGCAUGACAGCCUUACUGAAGGUUUCUAGUUGUGACAGGAACAUUGGUGAUUAUUAUGAGAACACAUAUGAAGAUAUUCCAACAUAUCUGAUUAGUGAAAACAAUGUUAUUCAACCGAGAAGCUUCUCCCCAAAUUUAAGGCAUCUGAGCCCUAGGAAGCAAUUCAAAGCUAUCUCAAUACAAGAAAAUGACAUAAAGAAGAUUGACCCUCAGUUUGAAGAAGAGAGAACAGGGAUCAUCAAAGUACAAAGUGUCUCCAGUGAUUUUUUGAUGCUCUUGGGACAAAGUCCUACUCCACGUGGGUUAUCCUUAUCUGAUCUUCAAAAAGCCACAUAUGAGACUAUUCCUGAUGAUUAUUCACCUGGAGCAACCGACAGUAAUGAAGGUCUAUCUGAAGUGGUACACCUCAGGCCUGAGCUCCACCAUGAUGAAGACAUAGUAUUUACUCCUGAUCCAGGUCUCCAAUCAGGAUCAAAUGAGAAUUUGGGAACAACUGUAGCAGUAGAUUUGAAGAAAUUUAAUUCAAAAGUUUUGGGUUCUCCAAAUAAUCUAUCAGAAAAUUUGGCAGCAGGUCCUGAAAAGACGAAUUCCUUAGGAACCCCAAAUAUGCCAGUUUACUUUAGUAGUCAGUUAAGUUACAUUUUAUUUGGUACAAAGUCAUCUCCCAUUACUGGGUCUGGUGUAUCUCUGAGCUUGAGUGAAAGAAAUGAUUCCAAGUUGUUGGAAGCAGAUUUAAUGAAUAGUAAAGAAAACUCACUGGGAAAAAAUGUAUCAUUAAUGAAGAGUAAAGGAUUACUUAAAAAGAAAAUAAUUCACACACCUUCUUUGUUGACCAAAGAUAAUGCUUCUUCGUUGACCAAAGAUAAUGCUUUAUUUAAAUUUAAUAUUUCUUUGAUAGAAGCAAACAAGACAUCUAAUAAUUCAAUAUUGAAUGGAAGAAAUUACCCUGACAGCCCAACGUUCUUAAUUGAGAAUAGUACAUCUGCCUGGCAAGACACUGUAUUAGAAAGCAAUACUGGUCUUCGAGAAGUGACAUCUUUGAUCCAAGACAAAAUGCUAAUAAUGCACAAAAAUAAUCCAGCUUUGAGGCUAAAUUAUGUGUCAAAUAAAACUACUCCAUUAAAGAAUAUGGAAAUAGGUUACCAAAAAAGGGUGGGGCCUGUGCUACAAGAUUCAGAAAAUCCAGAUAUGUCAUUCUUUAGGAUGCCAUUCUUGCCAGAGUCAGCAAAUUGGCAGCAAAAGACCCAUGCAAAGAACUUCUUGAAUUCUGGACUGAAGCAAUUAAUAUCCUUAGCAUCAAAAAAGUCUGUAAAAGAUCAAAAUUUCUUGUCAGAGAAAAAUAAAGUAGUAAUAACAGAAGAUGAAUUUACAAAGGACACAGAACUCAAAGAGAUGAUUUUUCCAAGAAACAGGACCAUAUUUCUUACUAACUUGACACAUGUACAAGAAAAUGAUACACACAAUCAAGAAAAAAAAUUUCAGGAAGAUAUAGAAAAGAACGAAGCAUUAAUUCAAGAGAAUGUAGUUUUGCCUCAGGGGUAUACAAUGACUGGCAAUAAGAAUUUCCUAAAGAACCUUUUCUUACUGAGUACUAGGCAGAAUGUAAGUUUAGAUGAGGGGACAUAUAUACCAGUACUUCAGGACGCCAGGUCAGUAAAUGAUUCAACAAAUAGAACAGAGAUUCACAUGGCCCAUUUAUCAAAAAGUAAGGAGGAAGAGGAAACAAACUUGAAAGGCUUGGUGAAUCAAACCAAGCAAAUAAUGGAGAAAUACAUAAGCACCACAAGGAUGUCUCUUAAUCCAUGCCAGAAGAAUGUUAUUGUUCAACAUGGUAAGCAAACGUCAAAGGAAUUCAGACUCCCACUAGAAGAAACGGAACUUGAAAAGGGUCUAAUUGCAAAUGACAGCUCAUCCCAGUCAUCCAAAAACAUGAAAUAUUUGACGCACAUAGACUACAAUAAAAAGCAGGAGAAAACCAUUAUUCAGUCUCCCUUAUCAGAUUUUCCUGUGAUGAACCAUGACAUCACUCAGAUGAAUAGCUCUACAUUGCCCAUUACAAAGAUAUCACCAUUUCCAUCAAUUAUACCUACAGAUUUGACCAAGAUCCCAUCUCAAGACAAUUCUUCUCAUUUUCUAGCCUACAGUUAUACUUUUAGGACAGAAAGUUCUAGGGCCCAAGAAAGAAGUCAUUUCUUACAAGGAGCAAAAAGAAAUAACCUUUCUUUAUCCAUCCUAUCUUUGGAGAUGAUCAGAGAUCAAAGAAAGGUUGGCUCCAUGAGGACAAGUGCCACAAACUCAGUCAUGUAUAAUGAGAGUAAUGUUCUCUUGAAACCAGUCUUGCCCAAAGUAUCUGGAAAAGUUGAAUUGCUUCUUAAACUUCCCAUUUAUCAGAAAGACCUUUUAACUAGAGAAACUAGUCGUGAUUCUCCUGGCCACCUUGAAGACAUGGAAAAUAUCCUUCUUCAGAAAACACCAAGACCUAUCAAAGGGAAUAAAACAAAUAGACCUGGAGAAGUUCCCUUUGUUAAAGUGGCAAUGGAAAGCUCUGAAAAGACUCCAUCCAAGCUGCCGGGUCCUACUCUUCAGUUAGAGCAAGAAGACAUUGACUAUGAUGAUACCAUCUCAUUUGUAACAAAGAGGGAAGAUUUUGACAUUUAUGGUGAGGAUGAAAACCAGGGCCCCCGCAGCUUUCAAAAGAAAACACGACAUUAUUUUAUUGCUGCAGUGGAGCGGCUCUGGGACUAUGGGAUGAGUAGAUCUUCUCAUGUUCUAAGAAACAGGGAUCAGAGUGGCAGUGUUCCUCAGUUCAAGAAGGUAGUUUUCCAGGAAUUUACUGAUGGCUCCUUUACUCAACCCUUAUACCGUGGAGAACUAAAUGAACACUUGGGACUCUUGGGGCCAUAUAUAAGAGCAGAAGUUGAAGACAAUAUUGUGGUAACUUUCAAAAACCAGGCCUCUCGUCCCUACUCCUUCUAUUCUAGCCUAAUUUCUUAUAAGGAAGAUCAAGGACAAGGAACAGAACCUAGAAAAAACUUUGUCAAGCCGAAUGAAACGAAAACUUACUUUUGGAAAGUACAAUAUCAUAUGGCACCCACUAAAGAUGAGUUUGACUGCAAAGCUUGGGCUUAUUUCUCUGAUGUUGAUCUGGAAAGAGAUGUGCACUCAGGCUUGAUUGGACCCCUUCUGAUUUGUCACACUAACACUCUGAACCCUGCUCAUGGAAGACAAGUGACAGUGCAGGAAUUUGCUCUGUUUUUCACUAUCUUUGAUGAGACCAAGAGCUGGUAUUUCCGAGAAAACAUGGAAAGGAACUGCAGGGCACCCUGCAAUAUCCAAAUGGAAGACCCAACUUUUAAAGAUAAUUAUCGUUUCCAUGCAAUCAAUGGCUAUGUGAUGGAUACACUACCUGGUUUAGUAAUGGCUCAAGAUCAAAGGAUUCGAUGGUAUCUGCUCAGCAUGGGCAGCAAUGAAAACAUCCAUUCUAUUCAUUUCAGUGGACAUGUGUUCACUGUACGAAAAAAAGAGGAGUAUAAAAUGGCAGUGUACAACCUCUAUCCAGGUGUUUUUGGGACACUAGAAAUGCUACCAUCCAAACCUGGAAUUUGGCGGAUACAAUGCCUUAUUGGAGAGCACCUAUAUGCAGGGAUGAGCACUCUUUUUCUGGUGUACAGCAAGCAGUGUCAGAUUCCCUUGGGAAUGGCUUCUGGACACAUUAGAGAUUUUCAGAUCACAGCUUCAGGACAAUAUGGACAGUGGGCCCCAAAGCUGGCCAGACUUCAUUAUUCUGGAUCAAUCAAUGCCUGGAGUACCAAGGAGCCCUUUUCAUGGAUCAAGGUAGAUCUGUUGGCACCAAUGAUUAUUCAUGGCAUCAAGACCCAGGGUGCCCGUCAGAAGUUCUCCAGCCUCUAUAUCUCUCAAUUUAUUAUCAUGUAUAGUCUUGAUGGGAAGAAAUGGAUGACUUAUCGAGGGAAUUCUACUGGCACCUUAAUGAGUAUUUUGAAGAACAAUGUGAAGUGCAACUUAGCUAGGAGCCAACUUCCUUUGCAAACCCUACAUCCUGAACCCGCCAAUAGUUGCCCAAACCAACCAAGCCUGGAGGGGCGGGACCGGGUUGCGAGAACUUCCGGACACGCCUACGUGGGCAAAGGUCCCGGCCACGCCGCCGCGGGCCGCGACGUGCCGUGCGUCACGCUGCAGCGGCCCGCAGCGGCCNAAGAUAUCUAG
Urocitellus parryii (Arctic ground squirrel) is the source of this 6337-nucleotide messenger RNA. The record is from RefSeq and is a predicted model, not a curated record. Lineage: Eukaryota; Metazoa; Chordata; Mammalia; Rodentia; Sciuridae.